AUGCGUUGUUCGAUAAGAUGGGGAAAUGUUGAGCGGUGGAAUUUAGUCACCUUGAAACGCGCUGUUUCUGUCUAUCCAAUCACCGGGAGCUGUUUGAUGCGACCCGCAGUCACGAGACAGAUUACGCUGUUCAGGGUAGCUGGAAGGAGAGAGCAAUGGGCACUGAGCGGGAUCUGUUCGCAGCUCUCCGAACGCCGCACCGCUGGGUAUCUCAUUUCCAAGUACCAGCCCAUCAAUGGCACGCAUUAUAAGCCACCAAGCGGUGGCCGAGGGGCACUAAAACGCUUCUCUGGGUGUGGGAAACCUCUGGUUCGAGAAAAGAAAAGAUUCGCGUCAGGAGUUGAUGGUUUUUGGUCAAGCUGUUGUCUCAUCCAGCUCCGAUUAAUAUCCUUUGGCGUUGAUUGGACGUUAAAUGUGCCUUAUCUUGACACCUCAACUCCAGAUUUGCAGAGUGGGAUUUACACUUCGCGGUACUCGAUUGAGUUGGUAAAGGCCUCAGUGCGGUUCGAUAACAUCCUCCUGCAAGCUGCCGACAUCGCAAGGAUACCUGCACUGUGUGGCUGCAGAUCAAUCAAGAUCGGAAGGGAACAGGCCUUACUCAUGGCUAAAGCAAAGUCUUCCAUAUCAGCCUUAACUUCUGUAUUAGUUUGGCUAAAGCAAGCGAUCUAUGGAUCCGUAAGAUCUUUGACUUCGCGAACUGAUUGGGUCAUGCGUCUGUCCCAGAAAGGUCCGAUAUCGUUCGCAACCCCCAAAAUCCCACUCUUUUCUCGCUUGAUAGAGCUUGAAGGCAGAACACGUGUUAAUGGGGGUAGGAUUAUGAAACUCUUCGAAAGCAGAAUAUUAUCGCGAAGUUACUCUAUAUUGGCCAUUCUCUUUAGGCUUCGACUCUGCGAUUGCGGGAAAGCAACACAUUCUUCAAGGCUAGGCGUGCCUGUUGGGCCCUUUGUGCUACAGUCCGUCCAGAGAUAUAAACAUACGAAAGUCAACAAGUGUGGACUCGCCAUCGUACGACUGUUUGUUAGAGCCUUGCUACUGUCGUUUGUUAAGCUUCAGCGGCCCGUCGGCAUGCCCCACAAAGGCACACUGAUAAUGCGUUUCGAGUGUUCCGAACUGUUCCAGCUUCAUGCCAACUCCAACACCAUUGAACUUCAAGUCGAACUCAAAUCCAUCUCAGGCCAGGCUAACCCAGAUGCAACCCCCAGUGCAUCUAAUAACAAGGAAUUCCCAGAGGAUAAGGUGAAUGUGUGUCACAUGCUGGUUCCAGAGUCACGUCCAUUUCUUGAGCAAAAGGAAACAAGGAUACACAGGUUGCUUGCGGACCAUUCGGAGAAUAUGUCUUACCUGUACAAGCUAUACAUGAGCAGAAAUGAUCGGCAUAUUGGCUUCCACCGAACGUGGCUAGGGAAAUUCGGUCCAGAAGGAGGGUGUCGCUUCGAACUUCGCCUGGGUCUUUUGCAGGUAAUGGGCCCAACUCCAUGGUAUUCCCCUAACGAGCGGGCCGAACAAAAAUUGGUGAGGGAUUUGGACCGGAUUGGUGACGAAUGUCCACAAGAAGCGCCGCCAUACCCUAACGCGAGACACGAAACGAGCAGGAAGCUUGGCCAGGCGAGUUUUCGAAUCGAAAGAACCACUGAGCCUGAAUGCUCGUCGCUGACAAUAUCAGACCUGAAAAUUUUUACGAAGGAUAUCGCACAGCCUGUGAAGUGGGUAGAUGGCGCGGAUGAAAUCGCGUUCGUUGACCGAGUGCUUUGUGGAAGGAAAUUUGGGUGUCUGUGGUAUGAUCCGGUUUGUAAGGGGCGAACUAUCUUAGGGAAUAAGGGUCUCUAUCGUUCCUGCUUCCUUUAUUACCUGCAUUGUCUCAGGCCGUUGCACGACAACAUGUGCCUUUCGCACCAUGGCAUGGGAAUCACGGGAGAACUGAUUUAG
Messenger RNA from Lindgomyces ingoldianus, 1926 nucleotides. RefSeq lists its product as uncharacterized. NCBI's taxonomy places the organism in Eukaryota, Fungi, Ascomycota, Dothideomycetes, Pleosporales, Lindgomycetaceae. Bases 1 to 1926 code for a protein of 641 amino acids. The record is from RefSeq and is a predicted model, not a curated record. The transcript is spliced from 11 exons.